AUGUCAAAUCUCACGAAACUUGAGUUUGUGGCUCUUGACAUUACUGGAAAGAAUUAUUUAUCAUGGAUAUUAGAUGCGGAAAUCCAUCUAAAUGCCAAUGGUCUAGGAGACACAAUCAAGGAAGGCAACCAAGCAUCCAACCAAGAUAAAGCCAAAGCCAUGAUCUUUUUACGUCACCAUUUGCAUGAGGGGCUCAAGAUUGAAUAUUUGACCAUAAAAGAUCCACUUGUUCUUUGGAACAAUUUAAAGGAGAGGUAUGACCAUCAGAAAACUGUAAUCCUUCCUAAAGCUCGUUAUGACUGGAUGCAUUUAUGUUUACAAGACUUUAAAUCUGUGAUCGAAUAUAAUUCUGCAAUGUUUAGAAUCAGUUCUCAACUGAAAUUAUGUGGAGAAAAGAUCACUGAUGAAGAUAUGUUAGAAAAAACAUUCUCUACAUUCCAUGCAUCCAAUGUGCUCCUGCAGCAGCAAUACCGUGAGAAAGGUUUCAAAAAAUAUUCUGAAUUAAUUUCUUGCUUGCUUGUAGCUGAGCAAAAUAAUGAGCUUUUAAUGAGGAAUCAUGAAUCCCGUCCUACUGGCUCCACUCCAUUCCCAGAAGUAAAUGUAGUGGCAACUGAAUCAACCCGUGGCCAUGGUCGUGGGCGUGGACGGGGUCGUGGUCGUGGUCGUGGCCGUGGCCGUGGCCGUGGAGGCGAUCGUUCCCACCAGAAGUGGGCAAAUAAUGAUGAGCAUCACCAAAAAGAAUCUAGUGGAAAUAAUAAUCAUGUUGAAAAUCUUUGUUAUCGUUGUGGUGGCAAGGGUCAUUGGUCUCGUACCUGUCGUACGCCAAAGCAUUUGGUUGACCUCUACCAAGAAUCGCUGAAAAAUAAGAAUAAGAAUAAAAAUAAAGGCAAAGAGCCAAAGGUGGAAACAAAUUUUGUGGGAGAAGAAGGCGAUUCUGAUGAUGGCAACAUGGAUGUUACUCAUUUGGAUGUUGCUGAUUUCUUUGCCGAUCCUGAUGGAAGAAUUGAUCACUUAAUUGGUGAUGGAAGUGUCAAAAAAUGA
Messenger RNA from Neltuma alba, 1041 nucleotides. RefSeq lists its product as uncharacterized. The record is from RefSeq and is a predicted model, not a curated record. The transcript has a single exon. Lineage: Eukaryota; Viridiplantae; Streptophyta; Magnoliopsida; Fabales; Fabaceae. The coding region runs from base 1 to 1041 and encodes 346 amino acids. Gene Ontology annotation, molecular function: zinc ion binding; nucleic acid binding.